ACUGAUUCAGCCCUGCCUUUUCUUUUUCAGCCAGUAACUGAAGUUUGGUACAGAGACCGCUGGACUAGCCAUUGACUUCAUUGUGACCCUCAGGGAUACUGCACGAUCAGUAUGGCUCUACCCAUAGAUCCCAUGGAGGAGACGCGGAUGUACCAGCAAACUCUUCUGCAGGAUGGUCUAUAUGAUCUUCUGGAGAGUGAUAUGAUGGUUGAAGAUCAAAGAUAAGGAGUUUCCUUGCCACCGGUUGGUCCUGGCUGCUUGCAGCUCGUACUUCAGAGCUUUCUUUAUGUCAGGUGUGGGGGAGAGUAAACAGAAAGAGAUUGUAUUGGAGGAUGUGGAGCCUUGAGUCAUGGGGACGAUCUUGAAGUAUCUCUACACCUCAAACAUCAAUGUGACAGAGGUGUAGGUGCAGAGGUGACAAGACAUCUUCGCUCUGGUCAGCAUGCUUCAGAUCCCCUCGAUUUUCACUGUGUCUUGCUCCUCCAAAAGAGAUUGAGUUUUAGCAACUGUUUGGCGAUUUUUUGACUAGGCCUGAUGCUGGAUUGUCCUCGUCUGGCCAAAUCGGCAAGGAACUUCGCCUGUGAAUGCUUCCAGGUAAUUGCUCGUGAUGAAGAAUUCCUGCAGCCGACUCCAAGUGAACUGGCAGCCAUUAUCGCAUUGGACUCUUUGAAUGUCGAAACAGAGCAAGAUGUUUUUGAGGCUUUGAUCAAGUGGAUUGGACAUGACCAACAGAAGAGGCUGGAGGACUUAACGGGUCUGCUGGAUUGUGUCAGAUUAUGUCUGGUUCCCGAGGACUACUUCACCACAAAUGUUGAGAAACAUGAAUGGUUGAGCUCAAAUCCAGUGAUCACCAAGAAACUGCAACUGGUCAAAGAUGCCCAUGCUGGGAAGCUUCCUGAAGUCAAGAAGAACAAAAGCAAAAAGAGUGCAGGUCAGGAAGGAGAGGCGGAGGGAGAUGAAGAGCAGGAAGAAGAGCAGGAGGAGCUAAUUCCAGGAAUCUUGAAUGACAAUCUGCAGUUUGGGAUGUUCUUGAGAGACUUGAUCUUCUUGAUCAAUGACACUGCAUCGGUAGCUUAUGGCCCAAUGGGAAAUUAUUGUUAUGUAGCUACACUCUCCACCCAAAUUCCCAAAAACCACUGCAGUUUGCUCACAAAGGAAAAUCAGAUAUUUGUGGCAGGUGGAGUCUUUUUUUAAUGAGCACAGCAAAGACAAACAGAUCUAUUCAUAUUUUUUGCAGGUAAAGUACUACCUUCCUUCAUUUACUUGAUUUCAUAAAGUUUAGUUUUCAUUCAUUAUUUUCUUAUAGUCAUUAAUUCUGCACAUUGGGUAGUUUAUGUAGUGUACAUAAAUCAUAGACAACGUGUUUUUGUCUCUAUCCAGCUAUAUUUAGCUAUUAGUGAAACUAAGACCCCAUGGAAUCACUAGUUUUCUGUGAAACGGAGUCUGGGCAGGAUAUUUAGAUAUUUUGGUCUGUCCCUUAUUGUUGAAAAAUAAAAAAAUAAGAUAUUUAGCAUAGUUUUAGCAAUUUUUCUAAAAUGUUAAAAAUCUGUUCCUAAAGAAAAACCAAACUUGAACUAUAUUGUAAUAUCAAGGGAAUGUUUUGCAUUUGUUGGGGAUGACUUGGAGUAUUUUCUGUGAAGCACAUGGAAGACAUUUCUCUUUUUUUUUGUAGUUCGGAAUGAAUAAUCAAUAUAUUUUUUUUUUCCAGUAUUUUAUAGACAAUAUAUUAAAUGUAAUGGUUUAUUUUUCUCUUAUUCUAAAAGUUUAAGUAGUCAGUGUUUAAGGAUACAAUGACACAGAACCAUUUCACGAGUCUGGCUGGCCAUCCAGUCUUAAUAGUUCCAAGUAAAUGAGUUUGGCUUGCUGUCCUCAACAGAGGUUCAAACCCAAGGCUCGGCUUAAGCUGCUAAUUCGAUUACCUUAUUGUGGUACUACAUAAAAGGAGAAUAACAGAAAUAGAGGUGGAGAUGGGGAGGUGGAGGAAUAAUUGUCGCUGGGAUGCAUCACUAAAAUCUGAUACUCAAACUCAUUCCAUGAGAGUGAUCAAUUUGAUAUUUAACACAAUUUAAGAUUUGAAACAAGUGAGAACAUGCACCGAUAUUGUGAAAAUGCGGUUUCUUAAAAAACUUUUUUUUUUUAUUAUGGACGGAGCUUCUUGUGUCAUGUGUACAUUUUUAAAUGUAUUGUUAAUGUGACAUUUCUGUUGUUCUGAAUGAGAGAAACCUCCCCCAAAAAAGUCAAAAACAAACACAAAUGCUUGGUGUCAUGUUUCAUUUAGUUCACUAUUGAAAUGAUUAUUUUAUUUUAUUACAGACAAUAAAUACUACCCAGUACAAUAAGUGACAUAAAAUACAGCCUCAUUUUAUUAGCACCGCUAGACUCUAGUCCUUGUAUUGUUUAGUAUCCUGCUGACAGAACCAGUAUGACUGCCAACUGCAUGUACACAAACUUAACUAAGACAUAUAGAAUUAACAGUCAGACUCAUGAUUGGUUUAAUACAUUGAAAGUAUGGGUAAGUUUAAGUAUUACAUGUUAGGUACUAGUUUAGAAAAACUGUUUUUUGAAUUUGGUUUCAAAAUGUCUUUUCAAGAUUGUGAGUGGUUUCUUUAAAAUCUUAAACAGACAAUAAGAAAAACUACCCAAACUCUGAAGUGCAAAUCAUCUUUUGCUAUCACUUCUUAUUUAUUACAAAAGGAUAGCACACACCAGAACAAACUAAAAGAACAGACAAAUCCUUCUUAAUAUAAAUCUUACUUUCUUUUCACUUAAAUAAAAAUUAAAAAUUAAAACAAGAAGGGCACAAACAUCCCAAAUCUUUCUCAAUAAGCAGCAAACUAGGCUAGUAAAGUAUGCAAAAUACAAAAAAGAAGUUUUAAAGACUUCCACCUUUUGCAACCUGCAAGAGAAACAUGCUCUUUCAGAUGCACAAAAUCAAAUCAUUCAGCUCUUCAAUAGCCUUUUACUUACUACAAUAUUUUCAGAGAUGGAGGUUUAUUAACCUCUGUGCAAUUUCACUUCACAUAAAAUAUAAGACUUUAAAGAACAAAAGCAAGAGAAAUUAAGAAAAAAAUGGGCAUAACAAAAAACCAGCAGUAUGUUUUUUUAAAUCUUAAAUUCUGUGGUAAUUCAACUUGUGAUAAGACCGUAAUGCAUCUUAGAAAAUGCUUCAGGGAAGUUUUUAAUAUUUAAAUAUACAUAUUGAAAAGGAAAUGAGAUGAAAUAUGUUUAAAUAUAUUAACGAGGGCUUUAAAAACAUGCAACCUCAGUGUUUUAGUAUAAGGUGCAAUAUGACAUUGAAAAACAUGUAAAGAACACCAACAACAGGGUUCGAUCUGCGGCAAAACCACAAAAAGGCUUGAACAAUCAUCAUCUGGCAUAACAUUAUUGCAGGAUUUCUACCAAAUACAUAAUACAUAAGUCCUCCUGGUGAUGGUCUCUGUUCAGAUAAACAUUAACUUCAAACAUGUGAUUUUUAUUUCAAUCUACACAUUCAUGAUCAUGGCAACUCUAUUCCAUUACACACUCAAGGCAGGUUUAUUAUAGUGCUUCUACAUUGAGCUGGUUAUGACUGACAAAUUGACUUAUGAACAUAUUGAUCAAUGCAGAAUACUGACAAUUAGUGUGGGUCUUAUUGCUUAAAAAAAUUACAUCAGUUCAAUCAGCUUUGCUUUUUAAUAAUGAUUCUAGAAUUUCUACAAUUACAUUCCAACUGUAGAGGGACGCUGUAGCCAAAAAAUGAAAAUUCUCUCAUCGUUUACUUAUGAAAAACUUGAGCAUUUUGCUAUUUUAUGUAAGCCUGUUCCCACCACAAAAUAAAAGGAUAAAUAAAAAGGUUAUUGCUUUUUAACUGAGUUUUAUUCCAUGGCAGAAAUGCUCUUCCAUAAUUAAUAGCACAGCUUGUGAAGAAAUACAUUAAUAUGAGUUUCAAAUGAUAUUAAGAUAAGUAAAUGGUAACAGAAUUUACAUUUUGGUGAACUAUCCCUUUAAUUGACCGUUCUAGCGGGACUUUCUAAAACUUCUUAUAGAAACACAUACCAUUUAAAAACACGUGCUAUAACCUGCAUUAAGAGGAGGUUUCUAACCCAGGAACAUGACUGAUGUUCUGAGGACAAUGUAAGGUAAAGUUUAAGAUGCAAGGCCAAAUUUAGAGUUUAUUCCUCAUAUAUAAGCUUAUUUCCAUCUUGUAAGAACUUUCAUGAAUGCUGACAUACACAUCACAUUCAUUUGACCCCAUUAAGAAUGUAAACAAAAGAAAACUGAUUAAACAAAAACUGAAAGUAAACACAGAAUUAUUUACAGACUAUGUAUAUUUAUAUAUAUCAUAUGUUUGUGUAUGUGUGUGUGUAUAUAUGUAUAUUACCUAUUAAAGUACUAUAUUUUACUGCUCCUA
Messenger RNA from Carassius gibelio (silver crucian carp), 4390 nucleotides. Its product is annotated as kelch-like protein 40b. The record is from RefSeq and is a predicted model, not a curated record. The transcript has a single exon. Gene Ontology annotation, molecular function: protein binding. Bases 535 to 1194 code for a protein of 219 amino acids. NCBI's taxonomy places the organism in Eukaryota, Metazoa, Chordata, Actinopteri, Cypriniformes, Cyprinidae.